AUGGGGAGGGAAGUAGCCUCUGCUUACCGCCGCCGCAAGUCUACCGUCCCCUCUGUCUCCCCCUUUCCCUCGCGCAUCUCCUCCGCCACCAAUUCCAGCAUGGAGUCGCUCCCGGAAGCACCACAGAACCUCACCCCCGCCCGCAAACACCACAAGCUCUUGAAGGACGGCAGCGAGGUGUGGUCCAAGGAGGUCGAGAAGAUCUUCGUCGAGGGUCUUCGCCUCUACUGGCAAUCUCCGUGGGCCACUUACUCUCGUGGUCGCAGUCGGUGGCGCAACCAGUUCCUCGUGGACCAUCUCAAGAAAGCCGGCAUCGAACGCACCAAGAAGCAGGUCGCGAGCCACAUUCAGGUCCUCCGCAACAUGUGGAGGGGUCAGCCUGAAUUUCACCUCGUAGCCGGCGGCGAGGAGCUUUUCCAGGAGAAUGGUCUCCUGGCG
Molecule: messenger RNA, 438 nt
Organism: Dichomitus squalens LYAD-421 SS1
Lineage: Eukaryota; Fungi; Basidiomycota; Agaricomycetes; Polyporales; Polyporaceae
Exons: 3
Biological process (GO): regulation of transcription by RNA polymerase II
Cellular component (GO): transcription regulator complex
Molecular function (GO): RNA polymerase II cis-regulatory region sequence-specific DNA binding; DNA-binding transcription factor activity, RNA polymerase II-specific
Source: RefSeq, a predicted model, not a curated record